This is a messenger RNA of Rhodamnia argentea, 1851 nucleotides long. RefSeq names its product protein ZINC INDUCED FACILITATOR-LIKE 1-like. The transcript is spliced from 18 exons. The coding region runs from base 113 to 1570 and encodes 485 amino acids. Gene Ontology annotation, biological process: transmembrane transport; regulation of stomatal closure. Gene Ontology annotation, molecular function: solute:potassium antiporter activity. The record is from RefSeq and is a predicted model, not a curated record. Gene Ontology annotation, cellular component: plant-type vacuole membrane; plasma membrane. NCBI's taxonomy places the organism in Eukaryota, Viridiplantae, Streptophyta, Magnoliopsida, Myrtales, Myrtaceae.
GCUUUAGACAUGAAGUAUCCGAUGUUUUCACGUGCUCUCGCUGGCAGAAUAUGCCUUAGAAGUGGAGAAUCGUAUAUAAUACCGUGUGCUCCAUCUGUCGAGCUUCAUAAGAAUGGCGACGGACGAAGAAAAGGAGGCUUUGUUGAAGAAGCAUUACUAUGAGAACUGCCCCGGCUGCAAGGUCGAUAAGUUUAAGGAAUCACAGAGAGGCUUGCCGAUCUGCAAGCUUGCGUCUAUCUGGAUCGUCGUGCUUUGCACCGCACUGCCAAUAUCAUCUCUAUACCCAUUCCUUUACUUCAUGAUUAGAGAUUUUCAUAUCGCCGAAAGAGAGGAAGACAUCGGAUAUUAUGCCGGUUAUGUAGGUUCUUCACUCAUGUUCGGUAGAGUCUUGACAUCGCUCAUCUGGGGAAUUGUGGCAGACCGCUAUGGGCGAAAACCCGUCAUAAUUAUUGGAACAAUCGCAGUGGUUAUCUUCAACACUCUAUUUGGCCUAAGUGUGAACUUUUGGAUGGCCAUUGCAACGAGGUUCCUUCUAGGAAGUUUAAAUGGUUUACUCGGACCGAUCAAGGCUUAUGCGAGCGAAAUGUUCCGCAAGGAGUACCAAGCGCUAGGAAUAUCAACCGUCAGUACAGCAUGGGCGACAGGAUUGAUUAUUGGUCCAGCUCUGGGAGGUUAUCUUGCGCAGCCCGCGGAAAAGUUUCCGUCGGUAUUUUCCAAAGAAUCAGUGUUCGGAAGAUUUCCCUACUUCUUGCCCUGUCUCACCAUCUCGCUUUUCGCAUUGGUAGUUUCUAUCGCGUCCUUCUGGCUUCCGGAAACAUUGCAUAUGCACCAUGGAAGUAGAAAGCUUGAUGAGUCCCGUGAAGGUGCAGAGACCGCAUCCGUCAAGUCCGGUACAAAACAUGAGAUGCAUAAAGUCGAAGGGAAAGCUCCGAAAAGGUCUCUGAUUCGAAAUUUGCCGCUGAUGUCGUCCAUCAUUGUGUACUGCGUCUUCUCGCUUCAUGACAUGGCUUACACGGAGAUCUUCUCGCUAUGGGCUGUAAGCCCUAGGCGAUUAGGGGGUUUAAGCUACACAACUGAAGAUGUCGGAACUGUUCUGUCUAUCUCAGGUGCCGGCCUUCUCGUCUUCCAGACGGGUUUAUAUCCACACUUGGACAGACUGCUCGGUCCCGUUGUGGUAGCCCGCAUUUGUGGGGUCCUGUCGAUACCGCUCUUGUCAAGCUACCCUUUCAUAGCCAUGCUGACCGGGCUAAGUCUCUCCGUAACAUUGAAUUGCGCAUCGGUCGCAAAGAAUAUUCUAUCUACUUCCAUCAUCACCAGCUUGUUCCUUCUUCAAAACAAAGCUGUGGACCAAGAUCAGAGAGGAGCUGCUAAUGGAAUCGCGAUGACAGCCAUGUCUCUUUUCAAGGCGGCUGGUCCAGCUGGAGGAGGCGCGAUAUUCUCUUGUGCACAGAAGCGUCGGGACGCGGCCUUGCUCCCAGGCGACCAGAUGGUCUUCUUCAUCUUGAAUGUGGUCGAGGCAAUCGGGGUGCUGAUGAUGUUCAAGCCGUUCCUAGCUGAACGCCGCGACUGAGAGAGAACAGAAUCGAACCCGUAUGAAUUAUAAGUUGAUCCCUGCUAAUGGUCAGAGCAGAGCCAGCAAAAAGAUCAGCCGCCGUUCGAUUCUUUCGCACGGUGGAGCAGCAUUUCCCUUCCGCGAAGCCGAGGAGGCCUCGUUCAGGCCAAGAGUCGCUAUCCUAGUUGAAUUAGCAAUUCUCUCUAUGAUGUAAUUUUAUGCAUGAUAAGUGUCCGAAAAGGACGAGUCCAUGACGUGUGUUACAAUUUCUGCUUCCAGUUGGGUCAAUCAGAAGUUCC